GCUGGUGGCAUUUGGUGCUAUCAGCUGUUUUGUGUUUAGACGCUCAUCCGAAGCGCAUAUUCCCCCUACCCAUUACCACCCACCCCCUUGAAUUAAUACACAUCAUCUAAGUUGGCUACGUGGAAGUGAUAGCACCUGAAAUUGCACCUGCAAUAUGGUGCUCGGAUGCCUGCCAUGCUGCAAUCGCAAUGGCUACCAGCAGAUAGGGAAUACAGGUCCUCGAUUCGGAGUGCGUCAUCUGCAGUGCAUCCUGGUGUUCUUCGGCUUGGCCGUGGCCUACUCCCUGCGCGUGAAUCUAUCCGUGGCCAUUGUGGCCAUGACGGAUCGCAAUGCCAGCAACCCGGACUUUCCUGAAUUUGACUGGAACGAAAGCACCAAAUCGUACCUGCUGAGCAGCUUCUUCUGGGGUUACGUGGUUACCCAGAUUCCUGGCGGUUAUCUAUCCGCAAUUUAUGGUGCCAAGUUCAUGCUCUUCUACGGCGUGCUCAUAUGUUCCUUUUUGGCCCUGCUCACACCGUUUUGUGCGGAAUAUGGGGGCUGGCAGCUGGUGGUGGUGUUGCGGGCAGUCCAAGGACUCUGUCAGGGCGUCAUCUUCCCGUCCACACACACAUUCCUGUCGAAGUGGGCGCCGGCGGAGGAGCGCGGUCGCUUGGUCGGCUACUGCUACUCGGGAUCUCAAUUCGGAACUGUGGUAAUGCUAUCCGUAAGUGGAUACAUUGCCUCCUCCUCGCUGGGCUGGCCCAGCACCUUCUACAUUCCCGGAUGCGUCGGAAUCCUGUGGGCAUUUGUGUGGAUUUAUUAUUGCUCCAGUACGCCGGCACAACAUCCAACCAUUACGCCAAGCGAACGAAGAUAUAUUGAAUCCUCUGGACAGGCAAGAAGGCCCUCGGAUGCGGGACGCGAGGAACAGCCACGGCCGCCGACUCCCUGGUGGAGCAUCCUCACCUCCGGACCAUUCCUGGUGCUCGUCCUCGCCCACUGUGCCAACAACUGGGGCUUCUGGACGCUGCUCACGGAGAUUCCCACCUUCAUGAAGAACGUCCUGGGCAUGGACAUCAAGAGCAAUGGACCGCUAUCGGCGCUGCCCUACUUCGCCAUGAUCCUGCUCACGGUUGUUUUCAUCUGGCUGUCGGAUGCACUGAAGCAAAGGGGAACAGUAAUUCCCCUGGAGUUCUCCAGGAAGUUCUUCAACACGCUGGGAAUGUGGCUUCCCAUGCUUGCCUUAGUCGGAUUGGGUUACAUCACCGAGGGAGAGGCCAAUGUUCGGCUGGCCAUUGGAUUGCUCACCGCGGCAGUGGCCACCAAUUCGGCCACUUAUUUGGGCUUCCAUGUUAACCACAUCGACCUGUCACCCAACUAUGCGGGUACCUUGAUGGGCAUAACUAAUUGCGCGGCCAACUUUAUGAGCAUACUGGCACCGCUGAUCGUAGGACUGAUUGUCUGGGAUGAGAAAAAUCCUGCUCAAUGGCGAAUAGUAUUCUUCUUCACCGCUUUCGUGUAUUUCGUUGGCAAUCUUUUGUUCAUGCUUUUCGGACGCACAAGUGUUCAAUCAUGGAACACUCCCAUCCAGACGAGAACGCCUUCGUCUAGCGGAGGAGGAGAUCCAGAUAACACUACCGAAGAUCGAGCUCCGCUCAUUGACGCAUAAAAAUAGUAAUAGAAGACGUGGCCUAGGGAUUGGUUGUAAAUGUGAAACUUUUGUACCUUGAAGGCGAACCAUUCCAUGGAAUUGAUGAAUCGCAAUUAGUAUCGUAUUACUAGCUAUACACAUGACAAUUAUUUAUGUCUGCAAAUAUACCGAAUAUAUAUAUACUAUUUAUGUAUACAGGUUCGAAAAA
This is a messenger RNA of Drosophila ficusphila, 1838 nucleotides long. RefSeq names its product putative inorganic phosphate cotransporter (gene MFS15). The record is from RefSeq and is a predicted model, not a curated record. NCBI's taxonomy places the organism in Eukaryota, Metazoa, Arthropoda, Insecta, Diptera, Drosophilidae. Gene Ontology annotation, cellular component: plasma membrane. The coding region runs from base 155 to 1648 and encodes 497 amino acids. The transcript has 4 exons. Gene Ontology annotation, biological process: transmembrane transport; monoatomic anion transport. Gene Ontology annotation, molecular function: transmembrane transporter activity.